Messenger RNA from Cloeon dipterum, 1290 nucleotides. Its product is annotated as RNA/RNP complex-1-interacting phosphatase. The transcript has 10 exons. The record is from RefSeq and is a predicted model, not a curated record. Gene Ontology annotation, biological process: dephosphorylation. The coding region runs from base 113 to 1186 and encodes 357 amino acids. Lineage: Eukaryota; Metazoa; Arthropoda; Insecta; Ephemeroptera; Baetidae. Gene Ontology annotation, molecular function: protein tyrosine/serine/threonine phosphatase activity; polynucleotide 5'-phosphatase activity.
CUGACGGCAACUGGCAGUACUAAAGAUAUAAACAAAAACAAAGUUUAGUUUUUGGAGACUCAAAGUUUGUAUGUACUUUUUAUGGAAAUUAACGUUUAAAUGAUUUUUAAACAUGCCUAUUCCAAAAAGAUGGCUGCAGUACUCAAAAUAUGGCAAUCAAAUUCCAGGGACUCGCUUUAUUGCCCUCAAGUGUCCUUUGAAAAAGGCGAUCUGUUCCAACCUGCCAGAGGAAUACUGGUUCACCCCAGAGAUGGUUUUGUCCGAGAUGCCGUCAGUAGGCAUGCUGAUCGACCUCACCAACACGCACCGAUACUACUCACCCCAGGCGCUGAGUGGUGUGCAGCACGUGAAAUUGAUGUGUCCCGGCCAACAGGUGCCUGGAAGUCAUAUGGUUCUCAGCUUCUUUAACGCCGUCGACUCCUUCCUGCGUUCCUCCAUAGACGGCCUUAUCGGCGUGCACUGCACCCACGGCGUCAACAGGACGGGAUUCUUCAUUUGCAAGUAUUUGAUCGGUAGGAUGGGAUUCAGUCCAGAGCAGGCGGCCAGAGCUUUCAAUGGGAGCAGAGGACACCAGAUGGAGAGAGGGGCACUCGUGAGAGCCCUUGAAGUCCCUCUAGAAGUCCUUGAUUCUGUAUUGGGUCCAGAGCCGGUCGACCUUUGCUUGGAGGUUAAGCUUCAGCGUGAAAUGAACGAGGCGCGAGAAGCCAGAGUGCGGGAACCGGGUCCAAGUUUUCACAACGAUCGCCAACCCCAACAGUGGCACAGAGACAUGGAGGAAUACAACCCUCACGAGAUUCGUUAUGGUGGUCACCAACCCCAACAGUGGCACGGAGCCAUAUACCAACAUGUCCCUCACGAGAGCAGUAGGAGGGAAGAUGAUCGUAUUGACAGGACCAGACACAGAGAUCAGGAUGAGAGGCGUCGAUAUGGAAGGGACAGCUACAGAGAAAUAGGCGAUAGAACCAGAGAUUUGCUCUACAGAGCUGACGGUCGCCCGCCUUGGUCUAGAGGAUACCACCAAGAUUCGCGGGAUUACAGGCGUGUCUACGGAAACCUGGAUUGGAGGCGAGAAAGACGGCCAAGAACAGAAAUCGAUCAUCGCGAUGGAAAAAGUUCAAGAGGUGAAUCUUCUUCUGCAGGUGUUUCAAACGACGAUGACUAUCGCAUGUAUCGCGUUCUCCAGUGAUACUUCAACAGCGUGCUGUCUCUCCUAACCAUCAAAUUCAUUUCAACUUUUGAAUAAAUAACAAUCAGCUUAUAAUUCAUGGAUAAAGAGAAUUAACUUUCGGA